Podospora pseudocomata is the source of this 1291-nucleotide messenger RNA. RefSeq lists its product as uncharacterized. Lineage: Eukaryota; Fungi; Ascomycota; Sordariomycetes; Sordariales; Podosporaceae. The transcript is spliced from 2 exons. The record is from RefSeq and is a predicted model, not a curated record. The coding region runs from base 920 to 1291 and encodes 123 amino acids.
CAAGCUCGUCUGCAAGCCCCCUGCUGGUAGCUGAGUCGUGAGUGGUCCACGGGGGCUGUUCAGCAGCUCCACACUGACGAUUUCGAGGAUCCAGCCAAUGGAACCUGCCGGUGAAGACCGGAGCUAAUCCAACUUGGGCGUCAUACAUCAACGCCAAUGUACAUCUCGAACGACAUGUCUUCGUGGGGACUGGGAGAAAGCGGGAAGUCGAUGGUGAACAAAAUCCCUUCAUGGCCCAAUGGUGUCUGGAAGCGGAUGUGGCGGCUUGCUAAAGGGUUAGUGGUGUCCGGGGCUGCAUGUGCACCGCCGGCACUUGGUGUACAAUAUCUCGGCGGGGAUCCCUAUUUCAGUGAAAUUUGUGUGAUGAUGUAGGACGUGCUGGGAAAGGUCUGAACAUGAGGUGCUUCCUCGGUCAACUGUUUGAGAUGGUGAGGGAAAUUGAAGCCUAUGGUGAGGGAACUUUGGCUCCGGCAUGCGUGGGGGGUGCCAUAUCCCGAAACUGUUAAUUGAAGUCUUCUGAGGUCGAUGAUGAUUCGGAGAAGAGGCUCCUCUUGGAUAGCACCCCCGAGAGAUCUAAAGUUAAAUUCAGCUAGGGCCUAUGGGCAACGCUUUAAUUGUCCGGUAGCUGAUAGACUUUGUGAUAAGGUAGCGACCUAAGCAUGCACAGCUGAAAACGGAUAGCCUCGACGAACCAAGCGGCGCGUAACCUGCCCGCGGCGCAUGUACAGGAAAGGGGCAAACCGUUCCAGAGAGCGUCUUCUGGAUGGGGAUUGGGAAUUCCUGGAAGUCUGGAAAUUGAAUGAGACAUCAGUCAUGGCGAUGAUGGAAUGAGGGGCAGUCGGCAGCCUGGCAGCAGUCGGUGGUUUCUUGUCCUUACGCAGUCGACCCUCGGAACUCCACGUGCUUGGCAGUGAUCAGCAUGAACCCUGCACGGCUAGCCCUGUGCCCAAUCGAAGAUCUAGAUUGCCCGCAACCAGCCAUCAUCAACCCCACCCCGGUCUUGACUUGUCCACCUGCUCGCCUCACCGGGCUUUGCUGUGUUGUGCUGUGGUUGUCAGCACGUUGGCCAGACUCUUUUUCUCACUCGAGUAGCUCAAAGCUCUCUCUCCUCUCCUCGCCGCUCAAUCAACGUUUCCCCUCGUCCCAACUGCGCUUGCUAAACGACGCUUUCCGUAAUUCCUCUGUUCCUUGUCCGUCCCCCGAAUCCGAAUCCCGAGCUGCAGUCCACAGAUACACACCGACGCCGCGUCCUUUGCCGCUCGACCAAGGCCUGUUGGCCGCCCGCCGAUAA